AGCCCAGAGAGGAGCCUCUUUAGAAUGUAGUUUGGAGGGAGACACGGAGGGCAAGCGUAUGUGAGAGAGGGAGGGAGGGAAAGAAAAAGACCCCUUUUACUGUGCGAGAACUUAAGGGGGUUUGGAGAUCUGGUCAGCUUUCACAAACAUCUGAAUCCUCUUAGAGCUCCCCGGCCCAGCUGUGAGUGUGUGUCUAUGCGAGAGGGAGAGAGAAAGAGUGGCUCCUGGUGCCCCUCCAAGCGCAUUAAGGACACUCGGGCCUUUUAAUUUUAGGAAUGAAUGCUGAUACUUGUGUUUCUUAUUGUGAUCCGGCUGCCAUGGAUUCCUACUACAACGCAGCCUCCCAGGACACAGAAGGCUCCUCGCCUUUUAGGGCAUUUCAAGCAAGUGACAAGUUCAGCCCUACUUUCCUGGCCAGCAAAGGACAAGGCUUUGGUGACAGCAGCACUAAGUGCCGGAGCCGCUACAGCCAGCAGGAAUGUCAGUCCCUGGAUGGCAGCGUGCAGGCUCCCGGCUCUGCCGGGUCUCCGGCUCCCUUUAACAAAUACCCGCAGCAGCAGCAGCCGCCGCACCUCUACAUGCAGCGAGGCCCCUGCAAAACCCCCCCGGACAGCAACAUCAAGCUGCAAGAGAGCAGCGGCCACAACGGAGCCCUGCAGGUCUCCUGUUACGGUAAGGAAAGUGGAUUGGGAGAGCCUGACUUGCAGCCAAGCUCCGACCCUUCAGCAAUGGACAGCAGCUACCUCAGCGUGAAGGAGGCCGGGGUGAAGGUGCCCCAGGACAGGGCCAGCACAGACCUCCCCAGCCCCAUGGACAAGGCUGACUCGGAGAGCAACAAGGGCAAAAAGCGGAGGAACCGCACCACCUUCACAAGCUACCAGCUGGAGGAGCUGGAGAAGGUCUUCCAGAAGACCCACUAUCCCGAUGUCUAUGCCAGGGAGCAGCUAGCCAUGAGGACAGACCUCACCGAGGCUCGUGUACAGGUGUGGUUCCAGAACCGGCGAGCCAAAUGGCGCAAGCGGGAGCGGUUCGGACAGAUGCAGCAGGUCCGGACCCACUUCUCCACCGCCUACGAGCUGCCUCUGCUCACCCGUGCUGAGAACUACGCCCAGAUCCAGAACCCCUCUUGGAUCGGCAACAACGGAGCCGCCUCCCCUGUGCCUGCCUGCGUGGUCCCCUGCGAGACGGUGCCCUCCUGCAUGUCCCCCCAUGCUCACCCCCACGCGGCCGGCGGCGUCUCCGAGUUCCUCGGAGUCUCCGGGCCCGGCAGCCACGUGGGACAGACUCACAUGGGUGGCCUCUUCGGCACAGCCGGGAUGAGCCCCAGCCUCAAUGGCUACGAGCUGAACAGCGAGCCGGACCGCAAGACCUCCAGCAUCGCUGCCCUGAGGAUGAAAGCAAAGGAGCACAGCGCCGCGAUCUCCUGGGCGACAUGACAGGGCUGCGGCCCAGUGCCCGCCAGACACGGAGAGAGCACGUGGGGACAGCCCCAUAAAUCCAUCCGCUUGGACUCCAGACAGCAGUUGCCUCCUCGGGGAUCUGAAUGCAGCACUUUUAGCUACCCUAGGCAUAUAAAGUACAUAUGUUAAUGUAAGUGGAGUGUUUCCAGCAUGAACGUGGCAGCUCCCGGCUUCCUGGGAUCAGGCAGGGAGAGGGAGGCUGUGGAGCAGCACCUCUUCCAUCAAGAUCUGGGAUGGAAUGCAUCCCUUCUCACUGCCACCUCCCCGACAACCUGGGCAUUUUUUCUUUCCGCUGUUUUUUCUGACACCAGACAUGCCUUUCCAAAGAGCAAGAGGCCACUGGCCUUCCAGCAGCUUCUCCCAUCCCACCACCCACCCCCACACAUAUUCUGCCCCGGGCAAGGGACUGGAUGGGGACUCUGGCACCAGCAAAAAGACUCUCUCACAAUGCCAACAUCAUUUUAGCGGGAGCUACACCUUCCCACAGCUGAGUGGGGAAGAGGGCUGGGAAGAUAACCAAAGCUAGAAACAAGGCAACAUUAGCCCACCUCCUUCUACCCUGCUCCUGCUCCAUCUUGUGCUCUGAGAUGAAGCAGAGUUGUAGAGGCCUGUGGAGGGGAUGCCCCUCUACCCACCAUAGCACAGUGUUAUCACACUGAGAGUCUUUGCCAGCCCUCUGGUGACCCAGAUGGAGACACACCCCAGCAAACAAAAGUUUUCCAGCAUGGCUCAAUGCCCCAGGGAGUGCCUGGGCUUUGCUUUCCCUAGUUGUGGUCUAUGUUGAGGCUCACAAGCAUGGUGGUACAGAAAAAGAUUUCCUCUAUCUCACUCGGUCGGGAAUUAACUUCAGUUUAGAGACAGCAGCUCUGGCAGGGAAGCACAACUGCUAUGUAAAUCUGCAAGUCCCCAAAAAGACUGCUCUAAGAAAGAUCUCAAGCACUAGCACACUGCCACAGUGGCACAAGGCCACCAAAUUCCUCAUGCACCUCAUCCUGGCGUCAGACAUGUGCAACGACAGGCUCUCCCUCAGCCCUCCACCCCAGUGCCCUGUGGCACACAAUGGCUGCGGGCAUCUCUGCACCAGAGACAGCAAAAGGAACAGGCUGGGAAGGGGCUCAGGGGAGAACAAGGUGAUACUGCCCCAUCUCCAGCCACCUCAGAUCCUCUUCACUUUGCAGAGGAAGUAGGAGAGACCAGAACUUCUCUGGUUUGUGUGACCCAACAUGCCUGUCUGCUUUUCCGUCCCGCUGAUCUUACCUGCACAGAGCUGUUAAGAUCUCCGUUGCAAGGCUAAAUGUUUUACAAGUUUUUCAGUGAUCAUAGUGCAUGGAGUAAUUUUGGAACAUCCUUUUACGCCACUGAAAUACCACCAAGGAGAAGCUGAAAGUCAGCUGGGCACUACCACCCACACAGUGUGGCUCUGCAAGCUGGGCUUGAGCUGGGGUAGCCAUCUCUGAGAUUUGCAAGGGAAUUAUAGGAUACUACUCCCAGAAAAACUGGUUUGUCACCUUGCCCUCUUUCCUCAUGCUUACUGUUAGGGGAUCUUGUGGUUUAAGGUCCAGGAAUAUCUAGUGGUCUUGGAAAAAGUUCCAAAUAAGCUACAACCAAACGUCCAGCUUCAGGUUAAUGAGCCAUACAAGCAUUCCCAUAGUGCCUAGACUGUCAAUGCACUACCUUAAUGAUACACUAUUGCUAGGUCAAAAGUAAUAUAUUUACUGGGGUAAGACAACACCAGUAGUCCUGUUUCUUUUCUCUCCUCAGAAAUGCUAAGAGAUGCAUUCCCUGCUAUGCACAGGGAGCCAGCAUGCGUUUCACCACAUCAUGUGCAUAACCAGGGCCUCUCCCACCACAAGCAGCCAGGAUUUACAUCCCAGCCUAAACAUUCAGCUGAGACCUCAGGCACGGUGGCUUAGAUGCUGAAAGUGAUGCUGAUCACCGAACCAGGCAGGAUCAUGCUGAUCAGCUGGAGGUGUACAUCCCCACUGGGUACCCCAGAAGCCACUGAGCUUCCCAGCUACCCAGGGACUGGUGGCAGGAGGCAAUUUGUCCAGGUUUGUGCAGGCAGCUGAACACAGUGUUGAGAGCUUUUUCCCAGGUACACUGGGAAUCUUGAUGCUUCCCAAUGUCAGCAGGCAAUCAGUGGAGGGCUGCUGCCUGAACAGUCCAGUACCAUUGCUGACAAGGCAAAUUAGCAACAAGCAGAGCUAAGGAGAGGGCAGUGGAGCAGGCAGCCAUAUGGGGACAGGCCUCACUUAGCCUGCAAGCCUGAAGGCAGCUCCAGUGGAGGGCUGUAUCUAUUCAAGAGCUUAGCUGCAUUCCCUACUGAAGUUAAAAGGUAGCUUUUCCUCACAGACUUCCACGGGGCCAGUAUUUCAUUUGAGCUGUUUAACAGCCCAGAGGAUUAAGUGCUGUAUCCCUGUCUUGUUAGAGAGAGAGAGGAGAGUCUCCUGGCAGCAGACUUGGCAUUUAGAGAAGCUUGGCCCCCACUUUCUCUCACCUUAAAAUUCAUGUGGAAAGCACAUGUUGGACUCAGUCUAAUUUAAACACCACUGCGCGUGCCCAGCCCUCAGCCUGCCCGAAAACACCAUGAGGCAAGGGGAAUUGUUCCCUGGACCCCCUUGUGCAGGGCUCCCUUCCCACCUCCACCUGCAGGCAGCCCCACUGCUCAUCAGGCUCUGCCUCACCUCUCUGGGUGCUGCUGCCAUUCCGGCACAGUCCCUUGCACCCAAACUUCUGGGUAACGCUGGAACAGGGGCCCGUCCCAAACCUUCAAAAGCAGUUGUUCUGGUAGUUUUUAAGCUACAUGCAUCUGUACUUAAAACACAUUUUAAAAAUUAAUUUAAAAGGGUUUUAAAAACUAGCUGUUAAAUUAACAUGAAAAACUGUAUAAAUAUAUAUAUAUACUUAUAUAUAUGUAUAUAUAUAUAUGUGUGUAUCUUAACCUAGCCAGCCUACAGCUACUGCAUUUCUUAAAGGUCACAG
Molecule: messenger RNA, 4442 nt
Organism: Passer montanus (Eurasian tree sparrow)
Lineage: Eukaryota; Metazoa; Chordata; Aves; Passeriformes; Passeridae
Gene: ALX4
Product: ALX homeobox 4
Exons: 4
Coding region: 276-1436 (386 amino acids)
Biological process (GO): regulation of transcription by RNA polymerase II
Molecular function (GO): DNA-binding transcription activator activity, RNA polymerase II-specific; RNA polymerase II transcription regulatory region sequence-specific DNA binding
Source: RefSeq, a predicted model, not a curated record